This is a messenger RNA of Miscanthus lutarioriparius, 1620 nucleotides long. Lineage: Eukaryota; Viridiplantae; Streptophyta; Magnoliopsida; Poales; Poaceae. The record is from the annotation of a GenBank genome assembly.
AUGGGGCUCGGCGUGGUGUCGGAGCUGGUGCGGCUGGGCGUGCUGAGCUCCACCUCCGACCACGCGUCGGUGGUGUCCAUCAACCUCUUCGUUGCGCUGCUCUGCGCCUGCAUCGUCCUCGGCCACCUCCUGGAGGAGAACCGCUGGGUCAACGAGUCCAACACCGCGCUCAUCAUCGGGCUGUGUACCGGCGUGGUCAUCCUGCUGACCACCAAGGGGAAGAGCUCGCACAUCCUCGUCUUCAGCGAGGACCUCUUCUUCAUCUACCUCCUCCCUCCCAUCAUCUUCAAUGCCGGGUUCCAGGUGAAGAAGAAACAAUUCUUCCGGAAUUUCAUGACAAUCACGUUAUUUGGUGCUGUUGGGACAAUGAUAUCCUUCUUCACUAUCUCUCUCGGUGCAAUAGCGAUAUUCAGCAGAAUGAACAUUGGAACGUUAGAUGUCGGGGAUUUUCUCGCUAUUGGAGCUAUCUUUUCUGCAACAGAUUCUGUCUGCACACUGCAGGUCCUCCAUCAGGAUGAGACGCCCCUUUUGUACAGUCUUGUGUUCGGUGAAGGAGUUGUGAACGAUGCCACAUCCGUUGUGCUCUUCAACGCACUCCAGAACUUUGAUCUUAACCACAUCGAUGUAGCCGUUGUGCUGAAGUUCUUGGGAAAUUUCUGUUAUUUAUUCUUGUCAAGCACCUUACUUGGAGUGUUUACUGGAUUGCUCAGUGCGUACAUAAUUAAGAAGCUAUAUAUAGGAAGGCAUUCCACUGACCGUGAGGUUGCACUUAUGAUGCUCAUGGCUUACCUCUCAUAUAUGCUGGCCGAGUUGCUAGAUCUGAGUGGUAUUCUUACUGUAUUCUUCUGCGGUAUUGUGAUGUCGCAUUACACUUGGCAUAAUGUGACAGAGAGCUCAAGAGUUACAACCAAGCAUGCCUUUGCAACUUUGUCCUUCAUUGCUGAGACUUUUCUCUUCCUAUAUGUUGGCAUGGAUGCCCUCGAUAUGGAGAAGUGGGAAUUUGCCAGUGACAGCCCGGGCAAAUCCAUUGGCAUAAGCUCGAUUUUGCUAGGAUUGGUUCUGGUGGGCAGAGCUGCAUUUGUUUUCCCAUUGUCGUUUUUGUCCAACUUGACAAAGAAGUCUCCAUUGGAGAAAAUAACAUUGAGACAACAAAUUGUAAUUUGGUGGGCUGGACUGAUGAGAGGCGCCGUGUCCAUUGCUCUCGCUUACAACAAGUUCACAAGAUCUGGACACACUCAGCUGCACGGCAAUGCGAUAAUGAUCACCAGCACAAUCACUGUCGUCCUGUUUAGCACUAUGGUGUUUGGGAUGAUGACGAAGCCAUUGAUCCGGCUACUGCUCCCUGCCUCGAGCAACACGGUUGCCUCUGAGCCGUCGUCACCCAAGUCCCUGCACUCCCCUCUCCUGACGAGCAUGCAGGGCUCUGACCUCGAGACGGCGUCCGCUCAGAUUGUCAGGCCGUCCAGCCUCCGGAUGCUCCUCAGCAAGCCGACCCACACGGUGCACUACUACUGGCGCAAGUUUGAUGACGCGCUGAUGCGGCCCAUGUUUGGCGGCCGCGGGUUCGUGCCCUUCUCCCCCGGAUCGCCCACUGAGCAGAGCGUCCAUGCCGGACGGUGA